This is a messenger RNA of Choloepus didactylus (southern two-toed sloth), 498 nucleotides long. Its product is annotated as autophagy protein 5-like. The transcript has a single exon. NCBI's taxonomy places the organism in Eukaryota, Metazoa, Chordata, Mammalia, Pilosa, Megalonychidae. The record is from RefSeq and is a predicted model, not a curated record. Gene Ontology annotation, biological process: C-terminal protein lipidation; cellular response to nitrogen starvation; nucleophagy. Gene Ontology annotation, cellular component: cytoplasm; Atg12-Atg5-Atg16 complex; phagophore assembly site membrane.
AUGACAGAUGACAAAGAUGUGCUUUGAGAUGUGUGGUUUGGAUGAAUUCCAACUUGCUUCACACGCUACCAGGAUGAGAUAACUGAAAGAGAAGCAGAACCAUAUUAUUUGCUUUUGCCAAGAGUAAGUUAUUUGAUGUUGGUAACUGACAAAGUGAAAAAGCACUUUCAGAAGGUUAUGAGACAAGAAGACAUUAGUGAGAUAUGGUUUGAAUAUGAAGGCACACCACUGAAAUGGCGUUAUCCAGUUGGUUUGCUAUUUGAUCUUCUUGCAUCAAGUUCUACUCUUCCUUGGAACAUCACAGUACAUUUUAAGAGUUUUCCAGAAAAGGACCUUCUGCAUUGUCCAUCUAAGGAUGCAAUUGAAGCUCAUUUUAUGUCUUGUAUGAAAGAAGCUGAUGCUUUAAAGCAUAAAAGUCAAGUAAUCAACGAAACGCAAAAAAAAGAUCAUAAGCAGCUCUGGAUGGGAUUACAAAAUGGUAAAUACAGUAGUGUUUAA